Messenger RNA from Acanthoscelides obtectus, 2075 nucleotides. Lineage: Eukaryota; Metazoa; Arthropoda; Insecta; Coleoptera; Chrysomelidae. The record is from the annotation of a GenBank genome assembly.
GUGGUGUCGAUCCUGGCUGGAUCUACAGAAUAGCAGCUGUAAGACUGUCAACAAAAAAGGCGUGGGGGUAACGUGUCAAAUGUCAUUUGUGCCUUGUGCUUUGUGAGGUUAUUUUUUUCCGAAAAACUUCAAAGUAGAAUUUUUCUGUUGCUAUAUUAAAAAAUACGUUCUUAUUAAUGCUAUUAUAGGAUGUCGUUCAGCAAGACUAAACGCUUGUUUUUGGGUUUAGGUGCACUUUCUGGAGCUGCUACAUUUUAUUAUUUAAAUAAUUUUAAGCAGAAAGCUCAUGCUUCUUGGACAACGAAUUAUAUACCUUCAUCAUAUGCAAAGUGGGAUGAUAACUGGGACCAUCGAGCCCCAGAAGUCCUAGUGAAACCCAAAGGUAAUUUGUCAGCCAAAGAAGAGAACGAAUUAAAUGAGAAAAUAGAAAAACAAAAAUCUAGGGCUGUGAGGCAUAUCAUUUUGAUAAGACAUGGACAGUAUGUAUAUGGUGAAACUGAUAAGGAUAUGAUGCUAACAGAGUUAGGAAGAAUCCAGGCAGAUUAUUCCGGAAAAAGAUUAAAAGAAUUAGGGUUCCCAUAUACAAAUAUAAUCAAAUCUACAAUGACUAGGGCACAAGAGACUGGUAACAUUAUAUCAGAAUCAUUGCCAGAAGUUGAGGUUAUAAACUGUGAUCUAAUAAGGGAAGGUGCUCCUAUACCUCCAGAUCCUCCUAUUGGAAGUUGGAAACCAGAGCGUUAUAAGUUUUAUCAAGAUGGCUCCAGAAUUGAGGCUGGUUUCAGAAAGUAUUUUCAUAGAGCAGAUCCCUGUCAAGAAAAAGAUAGCUAUCAUAUAUUAGUUUGUCAUGCAAAUGUCAUCAGAUAUUUUGUAUGUAGGGCCCUACAAUUUCCAGCAGAAGCUUGGCUUCGAUUAUCUUUGAACCACGCCAGUAUUACUUGGAUCAGUAUUACCCCUAGUGGCAGAUGUAUUUUAAGGGUAUAUGGAGACACAGGUCAUAUGCCGCCAAAUAUCAUAACUAGUCGUUGAUAUCCUUAUUUUUACUAUUUGAAACAAUCAACAAAUUUAGCACAAAAUUUUGAAUGUUCUUGACAGAUACAUCUGUAUUAACCAAAUCAUUGAAGAUUGAUCAAAACUGAUUUAAUAUGUCAUAAUACAAAUAUUGGUAGCAAGAGUUUGGUAUUUUGAAUCUUUAAUGCACAGUAACAUUAGGUGACAUAUCAACUUUUAAAUUUACAAGUAAUAUGCUGCAGUAAAAACCAGUCAAGAGCCUAUUGUGUUUCAUGGUUGUGGGCACACAGUGUGCUCAAUAGUUAGCAUUCUUUUCUGCAGUUAUUCCUGUCAACAAUUUGAUCACUCCUUUUUAAAUAUACUUUAUUACCAAAACACCUACACAAAAGUGCCCUUCAUAGCUAAGAUGUGGUGAACAGGUACCUAUAUUUAAGUGAAAUAUCUAAAUGUUGCAAAGACCUGCAGGUCAGUUCAAUGCCAAUUUAUUUUAUGAAUCUCUCAAGAUUGUAUGAAUAUUAGUUUAAGUACUUAUAAAAUGUUGAAUCAAUGUGUUAAUCUUUAAGUCAUAAAAUACCUCGUUUAAUAUUAAUUAUUAUGAAGUAUUAAACAAUAUAUGAAGAAAAUUCUCAGUGUUUGUCUGGCCGCUAAAUAUGAUAAGUGCCAUUUAUUAAUAGUGAAAUCUACUUAUUACAAGUUGCUGAAGUAACACAAUAAUGCAGUAAUGCAGUGUUGCCUUGUCAUUAUUGAUUAGCUUAGUUCUAGAUGCACAUUCAAUUUUAUUUUAUUGGCUUAUUGAGUUAGCUCUAAUAAAACAUGUUUCAUUAGUGGUAGCGGCAAUUUAGGAUUACUUUUUUCUGCUGUACUGCAAAUUAAUGAAUUAAAUAUUAGUAUGUUUCACUUUGAAUAUUGCUGUAUUUUUAAUGUGACUCAAAAUAGAUACUUUUUUUGUUUGUUAACUUUGGAUUUCUUUUUUGUAAGUCUAAAAGCGUGUUUAAUUUAUAAAGACAUUUUGUUCAAUGUACUAUGUUUAAUAGGUAAAAUGAAUAUAUUCUCUUUACAAAACUAAA